Molecule: messenger RNA, 2007 nt
Organism: Impatiens glandulifera
Lineage: Eukaryota; Viridiplantae; Streptophyta; Magnoliopsida; Ericales; Balsaminaceae
Product: LIMR family protein At5g01460
Exons: 14
Coding region: 209-1738 (509 amino acids)
Source: RefSeq, a predicted model, not a curated record
UGUUUUCAUGGAGACCUAAGCAAAGCAAGUGUGUAGAAAGCAUUGAACUUUGAAGGGAAUAAAAAUGAAAAACCUUUGUUUUGCCUCCUAGUUCCAGGCUGGUCUUCGGAUUGGCCGGACCCAGAUCAAGAAAAACUUUAAUCUCUUCUCAUCUUUCCAAACGCCGGACAACCAAUCCAACCCAAAUCAAAUCUGGGGACUCCCCAAAAUGGGAGAUUUCAACCUUGCUCUGUUGAUCGUUGCCAUAGUCGUCUGCGUUCUCGUUUUCAUUUUCAAUGUCUAUCUCCUUGUCAAUUAUCAGCAUCCUGACGACGCCAAUCAAGCUUACUUUCCAAAAUUCGUGGUGGUUUUCGGACUCACGAUCGCUGCGAUCUCGAUCCUGAUGCUUCCGGCCGAUGUUGCUAACAGGCAGGCGUGUCGACACGCGAUUUACAAUGGGGCUUGUAAUCUUACGUUGCCUAUGAAGAGUCUAUGGCUUGCUGUUUACAUUAUUGACGCUAUACUUGUCUUCUUUGUCAUUCCUUUUGCCAUGUUCUUCUACGAAGGAGACCAGGACAAGAGUGUGGGGAAACGGGUUAAGAGUGCAUUGAUAUGGGUGAUAGCGACAGCUGUUGUUUGUGGCCUUGCAUUGGGAAUUUUAUACGGUCUUAUUGGGAAGGUGGAUUUCACAGUCAGACAUCUUUCUUCUACCACUGUUUCUUUUCCUAGUACAUGGGACUUCAGUAGUAGUCAAGAAUGUAUUGGAAAUGGGACUCCUCAGUGUUCUGCUUAUUCUGCGAAUUCUACAUCAGAGAAGACAUGGACACAGCGUGCAACUUUUCCAGAAUAUGUUGUUGCUCUCACUACCAUUGUUGGUUCAGUUCUGUUCACUAUAUUUGGUGGUGUUGGUAUUGCUUGUCUGCCAUUGGGACUUAUCUUUUCAUUCAUUCGCCGUCCCAAAGCUAUCAUCACUCGUUCACAGUACAUCAAGGAAGCUACUGAACUUGGGAAGAAAGCAAAAGAUUUGAAAAAGGCAGCUGAUUCUCUUCAUCAGGAAGAAAAGAGUAGCUCAAAGGGAAGGAAGUGGCGUAAGAAUGUAAAGGCGGUGGAGAAGGAGGUACUGCUGCUUGAAGAAGAUGUAAAGGCCUUGGAAGAGAUGUACCCGCAAGGUGAACAGGCUGAGACUGCCUGGGCUUUUACAGUUCUUGGUUACCUUGCGAAAGUGAUUCUUGGUUCUCUAGGGUUGAUCGUUUCGGUUGCUUGGAUUGCACAUAUAGUGAUAUAUCUACUCAUUGAUCCUCCUCUUUCUCCAUUCCUCAAUGAGAUUUUCAUCAAGUUGGAUGAUGUUUGGGGUCUUCUAGGCACUGCAGCAUUUGCUUUCUUCUGCUUUUACCUUCUUCUGGCUGUGGUUGCUGGUGCAAUGAUGCUUGGCUUGAGAUUAGUCUUCAUUACGAUCCAUCCGAUGAAGUGGGGAGCUACUCUAAUGAAUUCUUUCCUGUUCAAUGUGGGUCUCAUUCUUCUAUGUUCAAUCAGUGUGAUUCAGUUCUGCGCGACAGCAUUUGCUUACUACGCUCAAGCCACGGCUGCACAAGAGAUAUUCGGGCACACUUUGCAGUCCCUUCGCGGGAUUAAAUAUUUGUACAAGUACAAUGUGUUCCAAAUUGCAUUCAUUUCGCUGGCUGGACUGACGUUUGUGUAUUACGCUGCAUUUGGAUGGAGAAGAAAAAAGCCUAGUGGCAGGUUCCAACUUUCAACUUAAGACUAGUCGAUUUCUGAUCCGAUCCGUGGAGAUUCUUUAUAUCGAGUUGAAUACAAAAUUGAUUUGUUUAGAAGAAAGAGUUUUAAGUUCCACUGUUGUUACAGCUCCUUUUGCUGAUUCUCUUUCAAAUUUGUCUUCCUAUUAUUACUACUAUCAUAUCAAGUCAUUGUGUUAAUUGUUUGUUGGUGUGUUGAUAUUAUUGUCUUGUAAUUAAUCAUAUUUGUAUAAUAGAGAGAUAUGAUAAUCACUAAUCCUUCAAUUUUCAUAUA